AGCAAUGCUGACUCGGAAUGGUGGCGCAAGUUCGCUACCUUUCUACUCAACCCCUACUUCUUCAACAACAGUAUUGAGGAUACCCCUGUUUAUCCCCAGAUCAUGUCUUUCACCACGCAUCUUCCUCUCCUGCAUCCUCCUCACCUUCUGUCUCUCCUGGCUCAUGCUUUAUUCAUAUUCGCAUCUCUCUCUUGGCUUCGCUUCAUCCUUUGCACGAGACAAUGCAGAAUGGGUCGCAUUGGAGCAACUCUUCAACGACCUCGGCAACAAAAACAAGAAUCCUUCUACUACUAAAAUUAAAACAACAACGGCCAUACGAUGGUCUAACACAACAUUGACUUCUCGGUUUAACUGCCAGUCUACAGCCUCAAUACUUCCAUCUGUACGUGGAUCAGGAUACAACCGAGAAACUAUUUGCACCGUCCAGAACUUGUGUGUCGAUUCAGAACGAGGUGCAUGGAUCAACCCCGCAAAAGAUGCAGGUGAUUUUCCUAGGAUUAAUGUGGUGGCUGCUGAUCCGGGAUCAGAUGCUUAUUAUCGUCCGAUGGUACUGGACCAUUUCCCUGCUGCGUCCUACCGACUAGUGGACGAGACAAUCUUUUUAUAUGGGCGCGAUCCAACCAAUGGCCUCAGCUGGACCAUGAAUAACCUCUUACCUCUCCACAGUGUGAUGAGUAAUUAUGGUGGAUCGCAGUCUUCAUGGUUUAUGCGUGUAUCGGGAGAGGAGAACAAUGGCAAAGAUCGGAAAAGGCAAUAUCGAACGCUAUACAACUCUGAACAGGAUCCAGACGUUUUUUUACUGGCACCUCAGGGACGUGAAAUUGUCUUGGAUCCACCCAAGGGCAAACCUCUUGCGCACUAUCAAAUUAGCUCACCUUCAAAAUCCUUUCCAACGUGCUUCACCAAUGCCGUGAUCGGACUGCAGUCCAGAUGCACACGGCCGUUCUGUGAGAAUCUAGUCGGAGGAAGUGAUCUAACAGAGUCAUUGAGAACCAAGGCACUGGAUGCCUUGUCACCCUCCAUGGUUCGUUUUCAAAAGCCUGAUCCCGACAUUGUCCAUCCACCCUCAGGAGAGAAUAUUGCAGUCGUUUCGUCUGACAAUCUCACUCUCAUCGCUGGCGAGACCGCGCCACGAGCCAAAAUUCAGGUUGGACUUCUCGGUCGUUAUGGUAAUACUAGUAUCCCUAAUGCUAAUCUUCUUGAGCUGUCUCUGCUGGCCAGGGGCUUUGAUGCCAAGACGAUCCACUUGGAUCGACCCUCAGAAAUCAGUUUGGGUCAGGCUGCACAGCUGUUCAGAAACCAAAGUAUUCUCGUGGCUCCUCAAGGUGAUGGUCUUGGCUAUGCGGGCUGGAUGGCCCCAGGAACUGUGGUGAUCUCAAUUCUACCACGGUUCACUAGGUCAAGUAAGAUUUAUACGGAUCGGAUGAUGGCUUUUGGGAAAAGGUUUUUCGCUUGGGACUGUCAAUAUGAAAGUUGUGUCCAGCCUGACCGUGAUCUGGCGCAUGAGUGUAUUGAGGCAGUUCAAGAUUUGUAUAACCAGGAGUUGGGGAUUACUCCGCAGGAGUUUGAAGAUUUCGUUAGUAUGAAGGAGGACUUUCGAAAACGCUCUAUGUCCUGGAAAGCAAUUGCUGACUGCUACACUAGGGAUGUCAGCCGAAGGCUGGAUGUGGAAGAGUUAGCGACUCUGAUCGAAGGACUAGCCAAGGAUUUUACGUUCGUAUCGCCUUCAGAGAAAGAAGGAGCCAAUGACGAGAAGAGGGGAUUAAAGAAACGUCAGAGCGUGAGCGAGCACAAUAUAGAAGAGGAUGUGGGGGAAGAUGAGGAAGGUGAGGGCCAGGAUAUAGGAGAAGACGAUUCUAUGACAACGACUGAUGGGUCCAAGGGGCUGACUGGGGAAGAUCUGGAGGGAAGCGACGAGGAAUCAUCUCCUGGAAACGAGGGGGAGGGAGGGGAAGAAAGUGGGGAGGAAGAUAUCAAUGUUCACCCGUAUGAUCCGAUUCCACAUGAGCGGAAGCCGGAAGAACCAAGCGAUGGCAAUUCAGAAACAUCAAUAAAUGAUAAGGAGAACCUAUUAUCACCAGCAGGGAGCCAACAGCAAGAGAAGCCAGAGCAGCCAGCACCCUCGACCGCUGGCCCUAAAAUAAUUUUAACGCCAUCUGGCGCAACUCCUGUGUCUCUGCAACAUCAAACUGUUCGGCCUAUGUUUAGCUUUGCAGAAUUCUGUAGACAAGGCCAUUGCUGCGGGUCGGUCAAGAUGAAUGAACAAGACAUUAGCAACGUUUCAAAUAUGGCAGAAGCAAAGGAAGACCAAUCUAAGAGCCUUUUGACGCCUUGCGCAGCCAGCAUGUCAAGGAUUGUCUUUGGUCCCAAGGGGGUUUGGGGACUUGCAGAUGAACCAGUUUCUAUAUACGAAAGCCAACGUCUCAUUUGGGAAAUAGAUCUAGGUCGUGGACAGCGAUCAUAACGCCAUAAAAAAAAAUAAGAUAAUGACAAUG
This is a messenger RNA of Lobosporangium transversale, 2495 nucleotides long. RefSeq lists its product as hypothetical. The record is from RefSeq and is a predicted model, not a curated record. The transcript has 3 exons. The coding region runs from base 5 to 2464 and encodes 819 amino acids. NCBI's taxonomy places the organism in Eukaryota, Fungi, Mortierellomycota, Mortierellomycetes, Mortierellales, Mortierellaceae.